Messenger RNA from Hemibagrus wyckioides, 958 nucleotides. RefSeq names its product transcriptional and immune response regulator a (gene tcima). Gene Ontology annotation, cellular component: nucleus; cytosol. NCBI's taxonomy places the organism in Eukaryota, Metazoa, Chordata, Actinopteri, Siluriformes, Bagridae. Gene Ontology annotation, biological process: negative regulation of Notch signaling pathway; endothelial cell activation involved in immune response. Bases 165 to 467 code for a protein of 100 amino acids. The record is from RefSeq and is a predicted model, not a curated record. Gene Ontology annotation, molecular function: Notch binding. The transcript has a single exon.
AGUGUGUGCUUCACUCAGCUUCGAGCGAGUGCACCGAGCAAACCGAACAAAAAAUCUCGACUCGACUCGCGAGAACUGGCGAGAACAAGCGAGAACAAACAGAAAGCUCAGCUUUCAAGCACAAAGCCACACGAGGGAAGAAGUAUAGAAAGAAAAGUGCAGCGAUGGCGACUUACACGAGGUCAGAUAGCUGCCGGGUGUGUCCGUCUGUGCGCGGUAACCGCUUCGACACGGCUCGCCGCAAGCGCGCGGCCCCCAACAUCUUCGAGCACGUUAGCGAGGACGCGCUCGCGCGGCUCUUCCGCAAGGCGGGCGACGCCAAGGCCGAGGAGCGCGUGCGGAGCAUCUUCUCCUGUGCCAACGACCCAGACGAGACAGCGCGCGCUCUGAUGGCGCUCAAGCAGCGAAAGAAGGACAAGUUCCUGCAGAUCGCACGCACACUCCGCGGCCUGCUGAAGCUGCGAUGAGGAUUCACUACACGCGGCUCCGGUAGAAGAGUCGCGAUCGAGUGACGGCAGCUCGACAGCAGCUGGAGUGACUCCGAGUCCACCCUGCGCGCGGAUGCUCAGGGACACGGAGGGGCUUCCAGGUGCCAAAGAGACAGAGACGCACAAGGGCCGACCGGCCGGCGGGGAAAACGCAGCUUAUGGCAAGCCAAAAACGCCUCAAACGGACAGUUGUAACGGCGUUUGAAGUGCCGGUGUCAUGCUGCGCUGUGAAGCACAAAGACAAGCAGCAGCUCUGAGAUGAAGUUCAGCUGCAACGCACAUGGAGCACAAGAAGGAGCACGAACAAGCCUCCAGAAACUUCUCAUGAACUUUUGCAAAGACUGAUUGGACUUUACGAGUUUCAGUGUUCAUGCACCUGCUUUUUUUUAUUACAAUGCUGUGAUAACUUUUGGUCAUGCAUUUGCACACAAUUUUGUAAUUAUUUCCACAAUAAAUUAUUAACGUUUUUC